This is a messenger RNA of Alternaria rosae, 2388 nucleotides long. RefSeq lists its product as uncharacterized. Bases 1 to 2388 code for a protein of 795 amino acids. The record is from RefSeq and is a predicted model, not a curated record. NCBI's taxonomy places the organism in Eukaryota, Fungi, Ascomycota, Dothideomycetes, Pleosporales, Pleosporaceae. The transcript has 4 exons.
AUGCACAAUGCAACCAUUGACGAAGAAGCUGCUAACAAUCGCUGGUACGCUCUAAAGCCCGACGAGAUUACUGUCGUGGUCGGAGAUAUGUGCGACAAUCUCACGACCCCAAUAAGGAAAUAUGUUUCUGUCGACCAAGGCUUCCAGGAUCUGAUAAACGCGGCAAAUUCUGCGAAAAAGUUGCCUGAAAUCAAACACUGCAGCGUGGCGGUACUUGGUGAGCAAGGCAUUGGAAAGAGCUCCCUAAUCAAUGCAUUGCUUGACCGAGGCCUCCUAGAUCGUUCUGGUUCUUCAAAAGCAUGCACAGCUUACGCAACGAUUCUUGAGCACAAGCCAGGAGCUGACGACCAUACCACACGGAGCGAUCUUCUAGUUGAAUUCUUCACGAAAGAAGAGAUGAAAGAGUGCAUUAGGGAGCAGAUUGACCGCUGGGUCGAGGUCUAUCCCGGCGCCAUACAGGAUGAUCAAGGUCUUGAUAGCGAAGAUGAAGACGACUCGGACUACGAUAAUGCUAUUCAGCUAUCCGGUAACAUAACUUCCAGGACAAGAUCGCGUGGAGCAGUAACGGCCAAAGAGUUUUUUCAGAUCAUCUUUGAUGUCCGGGGAAACGAGGAAGCCAAUGCAAAGCUCGAGAGAACUCUUCACCAAACGAACAUCAAGGAAGGAGACUUCCUAGACGUGUGCUGCCGACGAGCCGAUGAUAGACUUUUGCAAUUGGCCGCCGAGACGAGCGAAGUGAGCUACGGUGACAUGAGUCAGCUAAGAGAAGCAGUCAUCAACAACUUCCGCUGGAAGGCUGACCACGAAAUGGUGGUUGCCCCAUGUUCACGGCUCCAGACUAGUGUAUUGCAAAAUGCGUACAUCGAUCGAUCCAUCCAUCUCAAAGGAGCCAACAAGACUAUACUCGUUAUGAACAAGGCCGAUGAACUUCUCAACGAGGACAGCAUGCCCACACAAAUUCGAGAGAUCGACGAACACCCAUUCCCAGGUCUGAGCGCACGCCUAGAGGCCAUCGAAACGCUAGAAGAAGACGAAGACCCGGGCGAUGUUAUCAUAUCCGAGAAGAUGGAAGAACUACUGCGAGAAGCCACAAUUGCUUUCAUAAAGCAUGAGACAGCAAACGUGCAAAAGCAGAUGCAGCCCAAAGGAAUCAAAGUCUUCUCGGUAUCCGCUAUGGCCCACACCGCAUCAAAAAACUGGGUUCAGAAAGGCAAUCUCAUGCUUGACGAUGAUUCGAUAGGUAUCUACACGUUAAGGCACUACCUCGCCACAUUAUCGGCAGCAACUAACUACGAGGAUUUCUACGAUCAUGUCCACGAAACACUACCAAUGCUUCGAAGACAAGCCUCAAGACCUCUGGACAAUCAUCUGGAAGAUAAGAGCUAUGCUGCUAUGCGAUGUGAGCUUAAGGUUGAGAUACAGUCACUUCAGAGCGAACUGCAGAGUCGUAUUGGCAGUCCGUUGCAGUCUCUAGUGGUGAAGCCCUGGUCCCAAAAAGAGGAACAAAACAUUAUCUAUGAUAUACAGCAACUAGUUCAAGUUUCAUGGGCUCAUCCCCGGAUUUACUACUCGGGCUUUGCAAAGAUGCUCGCCGAGAACGGCAUUCCGGUCAACGGAAAAUACUUCGGCUAUAACAUGAACUACGACCUCCCUACUGUCAUGGAAAUGUACUUCGACAAUUGGUACAACAGCAUGGAUGGAACGAUUGCGGACUUCGCACUAAGCCUGCAUAGAGUUGUUGAGGACCUCUUGGAGAAAACCGAAUCGGCCAUCGAUAGGUCCUCUGCGCCAAAAGCCUUGAAAGCAAGAGCGAAGCUUGAGUUGGGUCUCGUCAGAUCGCACAUCAACAGAGCAAAAGAUACACUUCUCGCCAGUCUCCACGUCUCUCUAGAAGAAACUCAUCUGAAGUUCACGACGGAAAUCGACAUUGCCUGCCCCAUAGCAACGGAAAUGAAGGCCUGCUACGCGAGACUCUGCGUCCGCUACUCAGCAAAAUCUCAAAAAACAUACAGGACCGACAAAAAGAGGUGGAAGAUCCAUUGUGAGGCAUUCGUUACUGGCGCCAUUGAGCAACUUGAGGGAUUCUCAAAUACUGCUGAACAACUUCUCAUGAACCCCUCGUAUGUGACCGCAAGGCACAAGCGGGCUUGUGGCGAGUUGAGGAAGCUACUGAGUGACUUCGAUGUCAGCCUUGGAAAUCUUCAGAGUCGAUUCGUCGGCGUAGAAGAGGAACACAUUGAGAAGAAAGCCAAGCGCCAUGAGACAGAAGAUGAAGUAACAGCUACACCAUUUGUCUCUGGCCCGCUGGUUGCUUCGAUGCCUGUCAAGUUGAAGAUUCGACUCAGUUCCGCCAGGUAUUUGGGGACUGUCCCAGACAAUGAUAGUUGA